AUACAUCAUUAUCUAUCAACCCCAUCUUCUUCUCUUCUUAUUCUCCAUCUUCUCUACUGAGAUUUUCUUUAACUAAAAACUCAUCCUUGAAUGCACGGUGGUGCAUGGAUGUGGAAUCAUAGCAAAAAUGAAGAAUUGGAGGAUGAUGAUGAAUCUUGGGAAGUCAAAGCCUUCGAGCAAGACACUAAAGGCAACAUCUAUGGUACCACUUGGCCUCCAAGAUCUUACACUUGCAAUUUCUGCCGCCGUGAGUUCCGUUCUGCUCAAGCCUUAGGCGGUCACAUGAACGUCCACCGCCGUGACCGAGCCUCUAAGGCUCAUCAAGGUCCUGCGGCCGCAGUUGCGGCUAGAAGCUGUGGCGGCAGCGGAGGAGGUAGGACAACGUUUCUCAGUUCUUGUGUUCCGCCAACGACGACGCUUAUAAUCCAAUCCACGGCAAGUAACAAUGAAGGUUUGUCCCACUUCAACCAAUUGCAAAACCCUAAUGGCAUGUUUGGUAAUUCCAGUGAUAUGAUGAAUUUUUAUGGUACUGAGCCGUUUCCUUUGAGCAACCUUGAGUUUUCCUUGUUGAAUUCGCCGGUAGAGGUUUCUCCUAUGCUUAUACAAUAUCCGACUGGAGAUGAUGAGAGCACUGGUUCCAUGAAAGAGAUGACAAGAACAUCAGUGAAUGAGCCUGAUCUUGAACUUCGACUAGGGCACAAGCCACCGUGACAUUUCAUAUUCGUAACACACUUGAGGCCUUUCAUAUCCAUAUCCAUUCAUACAGAGGUUGUUUACAUCUUAAAUUACAUUUGUUGUUAAAUUCUGAAUUCAUUAUAUUUCAUGCUUGGCUUCCUUGCUUUCACAUAUACAUGUCCCUAAGUUUUAACAUAGAGAGGCUGAGUACUAUAUAUAGUCCCUUAAUUUUCUUUGAUAAAGUACUAUAGUCCCUUAAUUUCA
Molecule: messenger RNA, 939 nt
Organism: Raphanus sativus (radish)
Lineage: Eukaryota; Viridiplantae; Streptophyta; Magnoliopsida; Brassicales; Brassicaceae
Product: zinc finger protein 11
Exons: 1
Coding region: 91-711 (206 amino acids)
Source: RefSeq, a predicted model, not a curated record